Molecule: messenger RNA, 4990 nt
Organism: Heterotrigona itama
Lineage: Eukaryota; Metazoa; Arthropoda; Insecta; Hymenoptera; Apidae
Source: the annotation of a GenBank genome assembly
UGCGAAUGGCGACGUACUUUCGAUUUAUGAUUUAUGCCCGUCUUACCUCGUGACUAUUGAUUACUUCUGCAAUCGAAAUCGGAAAGUUCGUGGGCCAGUUAAAUGAUUAGUGGAAGCCAAUCGUGUUGGAACUAAGUGUGAAUUCUAAGUAGUAAAUCUAUUUGAUUCCUUUCGAUACGGAAUUAAAGAGUUUCGUUCGUCGCAACGCUUGUGAUUGUUUUAACCUAAAAAUAUUGGCUCUUGUCGGAAUCAAAUAUGGGAUCGCUUUUUCGGAGCGAGGAGAUGACCUUGUGUCAACUCUUUUUACAAAGUGAAGCAGCUUAUGCCUGUGUCUCGGAACUUGGCGAACUUGGUCUCGUACAAUUUCGAGAUCUCAAUCCCGAUGUUAAUGCCUUCCAACGAAAGUUCGUUAACGAGGUACGUCGUUGCGACGAAAUGGAACGUAAGCUGCGAUACCUGGAGAAAGAAAUUAAGAAGGACGGUAUACCAAUGCUCGACACUGGGGAGAAUCCCGAGGCUCCGCAACCCAGGGAGAUGAUAGAUCUUGAAGCAACGUUUGAAAAAUUAGAAAACGAACUACGAGAAGUGAACCAGAAUGCGGAAACACUUAAACGUAACUUCUUGGAACUGACCGAGUUGAAGCACAUACUUAGAAAAACGCAAGUUUUCUUCGACGAGCAAGAGCACGCAGGCUUGAAUCCUACCGAGUCCAUGACACGUGCAUUGAUUAGUGAUGAUAAUAUCGCCCGCCAGACUGCCCUUGGUCCUGUCCAACUGGGUUUCGUCGCAGGAGUUAUUCUACGAGAACGUAUUCCAGCCUUUGAACGUAUGCUUUGGCGAGCAUGCCGUGGUAAUGUAUUUCUGCGUCAAGCAGAGAUUGAAAGUCAUCUGGAAGACCCUUCAACGGGGGAUAAAGUCUUUAAGUCUGUGUUCAUCAUAUUCUUCCAAGGUGAUCAACUGAAAACUCGAGUUAAAAAGAUCUGCGAGGGAUUUAGGGCCACUUUGUAUCCUUGCCCCGAAGCACCCGCUGAUCGCCGCGAAAUGGCUAUGGGAGUUAUGACUCGAAUUGAAGAUUUAAACACAGUCCUUGGACAAACUCAGGAUCAUCGGCAUCGUGUUCUAGUAGCCGCUGCAAAGAAUAUCAAGAAUUGGUUCGUGAAAGUUCGCAAAAUCAAGGCAAUUUAUCAUACUUUAAAUCUAUUUAAUUUGGAUGUUACGCAAAAGUGUUUAAUCGCUGAAUGUUGGGUCCCCGUAUUAGACAUUGAAACAAUUCAACUAGCAUUGCGUCGUGGAACUGAACGCAGUGGGAGCUCUGUGCCACCGAUUUUGAAUCGUAUGGCAACGUUUGAAGACCCGCCCACGUACAAUCGAACCAACAAGUUUACCAAAGGUUUUCAAGCUCUGAUUGAUGCAUAUGGUGUUGCUUCUUACAGAGAAAUGAAUCCAUCUCCUUACACUAUCAUAACGUUCCCAUUCUUAUUUGCUGUUAUGUUUGGUGACACUGGCCACGGCUUACUUAUGUUCCUCUUUGGUGGGUGGAUGGUAUUAAAAGAAAAACCAUUGGCCGCAAAGAAAUCUGAUAAUGAAAUUUGGAAUAUCUUCUUUGGUGGUCGGUAUAUCAUUUUUCUGAUGGGCUUAUUUUCAAUGUAUACCGGACUUAUAUACAAUGAUAUAUUUUCCAAAUCAUUGAAUAUCUUUGGAUCAUAUUGGAAGAUCAGUUACAAUUUUACAACGAUAAACACGAAUAAAGACUUGCAAUUAAAUCCCAGUAAUAAAGAGAUGUAUCUACAAAUUCCAUAUCCACUAGGAAUGGAUCCUGUGUGGCAAUUAGCCGAAAACAAAAUCAUUUUCUUGAACUCGUACAAAAUGAAGAUAUCUAUCAUUUUUGGGGUCAUACACAUGUUAUUUGGUGUAAUAAUUGGACUAUGGAAUCACAUGUAUUUCAGAAGGAGACUGAACAUAAUUUAUGAAUUUAUUCCUCAAAUUAUUUUCCUUGUGUUUCUUUUCCUGUAUUUGGUUCUACUUAUGUUCAUUAAAUGGAUUAAAUAUGGUCCCGAUAGCGAUGGCACAGAUCCAGCGCAUGGACCCUUCUGUGCGCCAUCAGUAUUAAUUACAUUUAUUAAUAUGGUAUUAUUUAAACCUGGAGUUGAGUCGAAAGAUGUAUGUAGUCCCUGGAUGUAUGCCGGACAAAAUGGAUUCCAAUCGCUUCUUGUUGUCAUAGCUGUCCUUUGCAUUCCAUGGAUGUUAUUUGGAAAACCUGUUUCAAUGAUGUACAAUAGAAAGAAGCAACAUUAUCAGUUAAACAACCAUGGCACAGAAAAUGGAGAUGUAGAAGGUGGUGUUGAUGCUAUACAACCAGCAAGUGGAAUUCCUCAAGGAGGUCACAAAGAAGAAGAAGAGGAUAUGAGUGAAGUAUUUAUUCAUCAAGGCAUUCAUACCAUUGAAUAUGUUCUUGGUAGUGUGUCUCACACUGCGUCUUAUCUUCGUUUAUGGGCUUUAUCUCUUGCCCAUGCACAAUUAUCGGAAGUAUUGUGGAACAUGGUAAUGAGAAGUGGAUUAACUCAAGAAGGUUGGUCAGGAGGUAUUAUUCUGUGGGCUGUAUUUGCAUUCUGGGCUACUUUAACUGUUGGUAUUCUAGUCCUUAUGGAAGGGUCGAGUUUCAAAGCAAAUUUUAUGCUGGACAAGGAUACAGUUUCCAACCAUUUUCGUUUGAAAUUAUUUUGGAUGCGGCACAAUCCACUACAGAAGAUUAAAGGGAUCGGCUAUUGCUAAGAUAGUUGGAGCAAAUGCCGCUAAACUUAAUAACUUUGAGGAUCGCGUUACAAUGUAUGUUUACGAAGAAAUCAUCAAUGGAAAAAAACUGACUGAAAUUAUUAAUGAAACGCACGAAAACGUGAAGUAUCUUCCGGGACAUAUACUCCCGCCUAAUGUGAUUGCAGUUCCUGAUGUAGUGGAAGCAGCUAAAGAUGCAGAUAUCUUGAUUUUUGUAAUACCACAUCAAUUUAUCAAUAGAAUAUGUGCUACAUUAUUAGGGAAAAUUAAACCUUCAGCUGUUGGCCUUUCUUUGAUAAAGGGCUUUGAUAAGAAAGAGGGAGGUGGUAUUGAACUUAUAUCACACAUAAUUAAUAAGCAACUUCACAUUCCUGUUUCUGUUUUAAUGGGGGCAAAUUUAGCUUCUGAAGUUGCUGAAGAAAUGUUUUGUGAAACUACUAUCGGUUGCAAGGAUAAAAAUAUGGCUCCUAUACUAAGAGAUUUAAUACAAACCCCAUACUUUAGAGUUGUAGUGGUUGAAGAUGUUGAUUCAGUUGAAUGUUGUGGGGCAUUAAAGAAUAUAGUUGCCUGUGGCGCUGGUUUCGUUGAUGGUUUAGGUCUCGGUGAUAAUACAAAGGCUGCUGUUAUCAGAUUAGGCCUUAUGGAAAUGAUCAAAUUCGUGGAUGUCUUUUUCCCUGGUGGAAAACUUUCUACUUUCUUUGAAAGUUGUGGUGUUGCUGAUCUUAUCACUACCUGUUAUGGUGGUCGCAAUCGUAGAGUUUCUGAAGCUUUUGUAAAAUCUGGCAAGACAAUCGAAGAAUUAGAGAAGGAAAUGCUAAAUGGACAGAAAUUACAAGGUCCGUUUACUGCUGAAGAGGUGAAUUACAUGUUAAAAGCGCAAAAUAUGGAGAACAGGUUUCCCCUUUUUACGGCCGUACAUAGGAUCUGUACCGGUGAGAUAAAGCCUACGGAACUAAUUGAAUACAUACGCAAUCAUCCAGAGCACAUGAACAACGACGUUAAUGCAACAAUACUGCAACUACCUUCACCAAGAUGUCGUCUGUGAAGAUUAUUUGGAAGACACGAAAAAGAAGACGUUAUCUCCGUUUAACCGUUUGCGGUCGGAUUUAACUGAAAUAUGGAUAUCAUGCUGGUCAGAAUUGAUUUUUAUUAAUCAAACACUAAUAAUAAUAUAAUCGAAGAAAAUGACCAGAGAAUCAAAAUGAAAUUGACUAUCGCUACUUUUUUUUAUUUGUAUGUAUUUCGCCAACGUAUUAUAUUUUAUAGUAUUAAUAUAACAAAGCCUUAUCAAACAUCGCAAUAUGAAUAAUUGAUGAAUGAGAGUUAAUGUACGACCGCAAACGACUAAAAAUCAACUUUUUAAAUAUCAUAGAUUUUUAUAUAAAUGUGGGAUAUAUUUACUGUAAUAAUAGUCGUAAUGAUUUUAUGCAACCCGACAGUAAAACUUAUACAUGUCUGUUAAUGUCUCGAUAAGAAAGGGAUUGGUUUUGCUAAUGGGUGAUCUUUUUCUUUUUUUUAUUAUCAUCUUGCAAAAUGCUACAAAAUAUUUAUUUCUAUAUAUUUUUGAAUGUAAUGUCACUCUAUAAAAAUAUUUUUAUUUUUUUUACUUAAUCUUGAUGUUACGCUCGGCAGCAAUUUUAUUAAAAUUUCUCGCCUCCUUCUAAAAUUGAAAAUUGAGAAAAUUGCUUUGUAACAUUAAAAAAACCUUCGAGAUAUAUACUAAGUAUUAUUAUUAAGCUGCCGCUAAUUUUAACAUUUAUUCUGGCUACGGUUUGCUGUUGCGUUUACAUUGGCCUUGGUCCAAAACAGUGAAUGCCAAUCGUUAGAAAAUAAUCUGCGAUCGUUACUAAGGUCAAUGAAGGCUGAAGUUAGUUUGUAAGUUAAUCGGUCAGUCAGUCAGUCAGCCGUAACAUCAGCAGUUCGAAAAUAAGCAAAUUUGUGAUACUUCAACGUGCAUAGAGUAUUCCAUACCCUCGUGAAACUAUAAAUUUUAAGCCAGUUGUACAUUGAAAACUACAAAAUGGCUACAGAAGGAAUAAAGAGGGUAUGCAUUGUAGGGAGUGGCAAUUGGUAUGUGUAUGGAUUAAUUUUUCCUAUUUUCUUUUUUUAUAUAAUUUUGUACCGAAGUAUUUUUAAAGCAUAAUGUAAUGUCAAUUUUAACAAAUUGUAUUGUAUCUUUAAUUAUUGUUUUUUAUCUUUAUUUUUUACUUUUAUUGUA